AUAUACGCAAUGUAAUCGUGUAAACACGGCAGAUGCGUGACCCAGAUGGAUUAAAUAUUGGUGAUCAAAUUAUCAAUUCGUCACCAUAUACAAAAGCAAAAACAAAAAAAAACAUAUACUACUAACAUCAGCAUCACCACCUUCAACAUCAACAGAAUUAUAAUAAUUAUAACCAUAAUAAUCAACAUAUUAAUUGAUGACUGAUAUCUCACGUCGGAUCUAUACCCAAGUUAAAUUCGAACCUGUCACCUAAAGAUUGCAGCGGUCUUUAUUCUGGAAAGAUGGUUGGUUCGGUACGCAAGUCAAUCUUCAAUUAUGAAGCUAAAGACUUUUCAUCAUAUUUUGUUGAUGAAACAGAUUUUGCAUAUCCAGAUGAUAUAUAUGGAUUUAUCAAUAAUGCACCACCUUUUUCUUCUGGUUCAGAACCAUCUGAAGAUAGUCAAGCUUGCCCGUGUAAAACCCCAUGCCGUCCCUAUGGUCGCUGCUAUAGGUUUCGACAUUUAUGUUUCAAAAUUGUCAGGAUUUCAUUUCGUGUGUUGCUGUUUAUGUUUAUUUUUGCACUCAUCUUCAUUGGUAGUUACUUCUGCCAUUCCUGUCCAGGACAAGUUUUCGUGCCAGUAUUCACCAUAAUAAAUGGUUGCACCUUGUCACUCUUCAUAAUGUAUUCCUUAUUCAACUAUUUCACCUUAGAUAAAGAAAUCCGCUUUUUCACAGACAUAAGGUACAAGAAACGGUUCAAAGUGCUGGGUGACAUAAUCUCUCUGUUUUACUUCAUAUGGAUCAUCGUAGGAAGUAUCUCAGUGUUCAAGUUUAACAAAGUCGUGGAAGUAAAGGACAUCACAUCAGAAUAUUAUUGCCACCCACAUAUUUUCUUUUUUACCUUUUGGUACCUCAUAGUCUUGUAUGGAAUUGUGGGUAGUAUACUAGUCAUAGGCAUAUGUGGGAUUUGCAUAAAAAACACAUACACUUAUGCCAUAGCAACACCAUCUGUUACUGAAGUGGUUUAAUCUGCUAAUCCAAAAGAUAUAUCAAUUCUUAACACAUCUACAAGGUGUCUCAUUUUAGGGGCAGCUUACACUGAUUUAAAGAUUAACCACAGCUACCUAACAGGUGCUUAAGUUUUCUCAGUGAAAGCACUUCGCUUUGUGGUUAGAGUACUUGGCUCACAUUCAUAUGGUCAGGAGUUCAAUUCCCAGCAGUGUGUCAUGUCCUUGAGCAAGACACUUCAUUUCAUAUUACUCCAGUCCGCUCAGCUGACAAAAAUGAGUUACACCUGUCACUCAAAUGAUGAAAUCUUGUCACAUCCUGUGUGUCAUACUGAAUCACCUGAGAAUUACUUGAAGGGUACGUGUGUCCAUGGAGUACUCAGCCACUUGCUUGUUAAUUUCAUGAGCAGGCUGUUCAGAUUAACUGGAACACUUGUCAUCAUAACCAACAGAACAAAAAGCAGAUUUUAUCAAAACACAUUUUGUCCCAAGCUUGAGCAAUUUUGCUAAUCCACUGCCCUUGUUCAUUUUGCUAAAUUAAAAUGUCUGUUGUGGAUAAUCUGUUGGAUUAUCAUCUUAUGAGGGUUUUAGCUUCAAAUUUGCUGCAGACAUUUGUGUAUUUGGGCAAAAGUACACUGAAUUCUUUUUUUUUUCUUUGUUUGUCACGGCUUCCUCAAAGCACAGGAGCAAGCAUUUUCAAAAGUGUACGGUCAACAGGUGUACGGUCAACACUGACUAACAGAGAAGCUAAAAGAAUAGAAAUGGUCUCUUCAACAGGCUUCCACACACUUUCUAUCUACCAAAUUUUAUUUACAAGACUUUGUUAACCUAUGACUGUGCUUAAAGACACCUUUUCAAAAGAGUCGCAUCAGAUCUGAGAAUAUAAAGUUGCAAAAUAAACUGUUAUGCAACAAUAAUGGCACUCCAGCCAUGUCUGGACCCCUAAAUUACACAGCUACCGUUUUUAGAGUGAAAAGCUAAUUCUACCUCAUAAAAAAACAACCAAAGGCAGUGACUUGGCAGUCAUUAGAAUAUUGGACAGAACACCUUGUAGAGUUUUUUCUGAAUCUAUGUGUUCUGAGUUCACAUCCUACUGAGUCCAACUUUGCUUUACCACUUUCCAGGAGUUGAGGAAAAAGCACCAAUCCAGAGGAUUGUCUUAGCAGACGUAUGAGACAGUAGAGUGGGAUACUCUGCAGCAUCUGCUCAAAUUCUUCUGCAUUUUGACAGCAAUACCUUUUGCUAAGCGGUAUGAGCCCAAGUUGGUGGCCAUUCUCUUAGAUAAACACCUGAGGUGUGGAAUGAGGAGACUUGCAUGGCCAAAUGCCAGUCUUCUGCAAAACAAUCUUAGCCAUAUUUGUAUAUAC
Octopus sinensis (East Asian common octopus) is the source of this 2353-nucleotide messenger RNA. RefSeq lists its product as uncharacterized. The coding region runs from base 282 to 1007 and encodes 241 amino acids. The record is from RefSeq and is a predicted model, not a curated record. NCBI's taxonomy places the organism in Eukaryota, Metazoa, Mollusca, Cephalopoda, Octopoda, Octopodidae. The transcript is spliced from 7 exons.